AUGCACGCGAACGCGCAGGCAGAACCCGACGCGCCGUCUGCGGUGGACGGCCAAACCGUGGCGUGGGUUUUAUCGCAGCUCCGGCGCCGGCAGCGAGAGCUGGAGCGCGCAGGGGCCUACGAGGAAGCGGACGAAGUCUCUGCCUCGAUCGAAAAACUCGAGACAUACGAAGAAAUCAACAAACGUGAGCAGCUCAGGACACUCCACCUGCUCCAGCGUCUGUGCGUCGCCGACUCGCACAAGGAAGAACGUACCAAGUUUCAAAUCGCAUGGGUAGCUGCGAUGGAACGCGAGCUUCGAGCGCGCCAUCACCGCGAGCUUGUUGUGUACGUCGAGAAAAUCUCGUGCGAUGCUCAGCCGCGGGCCCCGCGGUGGAGCGCCAAGCUGCUGGCGUUGCGGAAGCAGGAGAGUCUGCAGGCCAAAGCGAAGAAUUACCGCCAGGCGAAGAAGACGAAGGAAGCUGCGGACGCACUCGAGAUGCGCGAGCUGCACCAGUGGAAGCGAAUUCGGGACGCGCAGAUUCAAAGGAAAGAGGAGGCGUGGAGGAACAAGCAAAAACUCGAGAUGCAGGGUCUCCUCGCCCGCAUCGAAAGCGGACGACGAGAGCUCCUCCGCACGCGCGACGCCGCGCAAGAGAUUCUCAUCAGACGCUAUGCGAACGUCGUGCAUCAACUCGAAAAAGAACAAAAGAUCACCACACUCAAGACUUUUCCGCGCUCCCGGUCCCGCCUAUCCGUGAACUGCGCCGCGGAGGUGUAA
Messenger RNA from Besnoitia besnoiti, 759 nucleotides. RefSeq lists its product as uncharacterized. Bases 1 to 759 code for a protein of 252 amino acids. The record is from RefSeq and is a predicted model, not a curated record. The transcript is spliced from 3 exons. Lineage: Eukaryota; Apicomplexa; Conoidasida; Eucoccidiorida; Sarcocystidae.